AUGACAUGUCCAUUGGCAAUCACCAUGCUCACCUUUAGCGGUAUCGUUGCACGGACAAUUUCGAAACAGACCAAAAACGUUGGUGUGUCCUGCGAUAGCGAUUUGGUUACGGCGACUACCAGGACCAGGACGGCUGUCCCUGAGCCAUUGCGCGAUAUCUGCAAUUAUCUGGAAAGUGGCGAAUCGCUCACGCGAUUGCGAACGCAAGUGAUAAUGGACAUUUGGCCCGACCCGAAACUGCACGAUAGAAAAUAGAAAUGCACGAUCGAGUGCAAGCACGGCGGCUUGGUGCAGGACGACUGCUCUUGCAAGUGCGGCUACGGAUUCUCAGGGAAACGAUGUGAAUUACUGGGGAAGGAAGCGUCAUUCAGUGACAAGUCAUGUGGUGUGAUUGAUGUGCUCGGCGAUGGAAUCGUCAGCCUGUCGACAUAUCCUGAACCACGCUCAAAGACCACGUUCUGUCAGUGGCUCUUACGGUCAGACGAUCCAUGGACGUACAUCGAGGUGAACAUUGAAAGGCUCGGUCUGGACGGUGAAGACAUCCGGCCGGGAUCUCAUUGUAACGAUUUCUUCACUUCUUUUGGUGAAGAGGAGCAAGUUGGGCCAAUUCCAUGCGAUGGCUCACGAAACGUGACAAAGCUACGCUCAAAGACGAACUGGUUGCUGCUCGAACUACGGAGCGAUCCCUACUCGGAUACAGAAGUCACCGGACCACUGCUCAGAUACGGUAUCAAGCGAAUAGAGCCUGGAGUUCGCAUAUACUCAGAAGGAAUGACUUCGUACGCAUUCGUACCAACUGCUCCUAUACUUUUAUUGUUCUUCAUGGCUGGUACACUCUGA
Messenger RNA from Angiostrongylus costaricensis, 840 nucleotides. NCBI's taxonomy places the organism in Eukaryota, Metazoa, Nematoda, Chromadorea, Rhabditida, Metastrongylidae. The record is from the annotation of a GenBank genome assembly.